Cucurbita pepo subsp. pepo (vegetable marrow) is the source of this 1350-nucleotide messenger RNA. NCBI's taxonomy places the organism in Eukaryota, Viridiplantae, Streptophyta, Magnoliopsida, Cucurbitales, Cucurbitaceae. The record is from RefSeq and is a predicted model, not a curated record.
AAGGGAAUUUUGUGUAGAGAGUCCGAAUCGCUAUUUGUUCUUACACCUGCCAUUGCGGUGUUCUUCAAAAUCUCGAACAAGGAAGUAAGGAGAGGAAGCAUGAUGAUGAGCCUGACGGUGGAUGAAUCCCGGACUCUCUACUCUUUGCUAGCAGGAGGAGAUCACCGUUCAUUUCUGGAUAUCAUCUCCGAUUUUAACUCCAAGAUCCCUCGCACUCGUCACUUUGUUGCUUGUUAUUCUCUCGUUAUUCUGUUGGAGCGCAAGAAGUUGCUACAUGCCACACAACGUUUGGUGGGAUUUUCCAUUCUUCACCAGACAUAUUCCUCGCAGAAAUCAUCUUCCAAUCCGUUUAUAUCUUUUAUUGUGAAUGCUGCUUCAGAUGAGGAAGCUGAAAAAUAUGAGAGGGCAUUUGUUUUCCAGCUUUUAGCGACAGACAGCUCCAGUGGUGGCAAAGAGUUCCUGAAACAGUCUGCUUCCGAUUACAUUAAAGGUUUCGACCCUUCAUUGCAUGCUUUCCCUCAGCUAGAGCAACUGCAGCAACAGUUUUGUGAUAAAUCUCAAGGUCAAUCGUUUGAUUGCUUUUUGAAAGAUUGUUCUGUGAGAAAUGUGGUUCCAGACCCUGAUGUCCCACUGGGUUGUGAUGCAAACUCGGCAGAGUUUGACCUGUUACCUGGAGUGGUUCCUAAAUUGGGAUCUGGAGAUAGAGAUGAGACAUUGCUGGGGUUAUUGUCCAAUUUGUCACUUAAAGGAUCAAGUCCCGAGUGGAUUAGGCCUCUUCCACCAAGGCUUCCGAUACAGAAUGGAGAGUUAGUGUGGUUGAACCUUGACGAUCGUCAUGAACUUUUAUGGGACCAUGCAAUGUGUGUUGACACUAGUAGAGGCGCAGCUGUGAGGGACUUAAUUGCAAAAGCUCUGAAAGGGCCUCUUAUACCUUCUCAACAAGAGCAAGUGGUGGUGGAGUUGGCAAACGACCCAAAGCUUGUAUAUCAUUGUGGACUGACACCCCGAAAGCUUCCUGAAUUGGUGGAAAACAAUCCUCUUAUUGCAGUUGAAGUUCUAAAGAAAUUGAUUAAUUCCCCUGAAAUUGCAGAGUACUUUACUGUGCUUGUUAAUAUGGACAUGAGUUUACACUCUAUGGAAGUUGUCAACAGGCUAACGACAGCUGUUGAACUUCCCUCUGAGUUCAUACACAUGUACAUCACUAAUUGUAUAUCAUCGUGUGAGGGCAUUAAAGAUAAGUACAUGCAGAACAGAUUAGUUCGGCUUGUAUGUGUUUUUCUACAGAGUUUAAUUCGAAAUAACAUCAUCAACGGUAAGUUCCUCUCAGCUGCUUGAACUUAAGUCAUUAUA